Hypomesus transpacificus is the source of this 4838-nucleotide messenger RNA. It is a transcript of the gene zdhhc9, whose product is annotated as zinc finger DHHC-type palmitoyltransferase 9. NCBI's taxonomy places the organism in Eukaryota, Metazoa, Chordata, Actinopteri, Osmeriformes, Osmeridae. Gene Ontology annotation, biological process: peptidyl-L-cysteine S-palmitoylation; protein targeting to membrane. Bases 832 to 1998 code for a protein of 388 amino acids. Gene Ontology annotation, cellular component: endoplasmic reticulum; Golgi apparatus. The transcript is spliced from 9 exons. The record is from RefSeq and is a predicted model, not a curated record. Gene Ontology annotation, molecular function: protein-cysteine S-palmitoyltransferase activity.
ACGAGACAGCCUCGCAUCCUGCGGGAAACCAGCACAGCGAAUAGAGGCAACACCUUACAAUUUAGACUAGGACAUUUAAAACAUAUAUAUUUAGGUCGUUGAGAUAUUGUAAAUAUAAAGUAUUGAGCCUUUUACAUAGCAUUAUAAUACCAACUUCAUUCAAAUGACGGGGAGCAGAUUGCAGAGCGUGUUUCUGAACAUUUACAGUGUGUGAGGAUGAUAUGAAUGUCAACCGGUCAAGGUCCACUCCUCCGAUGCCAACAGAACCAAUAUUGGAUUCUUACCCUCCAGGCCGAGAGGAUCUGCCGCAAGCAUUUGGAUAACAUUUAGACACAGUGCUGUGUUCAAGGGACAAACAAGGAUCUUGAUUGUGUUUCUUAUCUAGUAGGCUAUGGGUGUCCUCUGGCACUGGAAGGAGGUGGGGCACUAAGAAGAGAACUUUGAUCGCAGAAAAUAUGGAUUGAUGCAUUUUCAAUAUAUACGACACUUCUACAGAAAAAUAGGCUUAACCACCAUAUGCUUUUAGAGACACAAAGGAUUUAUACCUCAACCAUUUAUUGUUGUCAACAAAUGUGUUGCUUGUUGAUUGCGCCCAACAGUGAAGUAGUGAACCAGGCUACCACAUUUUAAAAAGAAGCAGUAGGUUAGCCCACAUCAACAAAUUGAUUGUACGCGAAAUGGCGUGGGUGAAUAGCUUAUGAACGCUUGACAAAUGCAAUUGAACCAAUUUUCCUUUUAAAACGCGCUGUAAAUAUUGUAGGCUAAUUGGGCCUGAGAAGCGGUGGCCUAUGGACCUAAUUUCAUGAACUGGACUGUUGAAGAAUUAUCACCAUGUCGGCGGUAAUGAUAUCACGGAAGGUGCGAAAAUGGGAAAAGCUUCCUGGCAAAAAUACUUUCUGUUGCGACGGACGAGUGAUGAUGGCACGGCAGAAAGGCGUGUUCUAUCUAACCAUGUUUCUCAUCGUCGGCACCUGCUCUCUGUUCUUUGCAUUCGAGUGUCCGUACCUGGCCAUCCACCUGUCUCCUGCCAUCCCUGUGUUUGCUGCCCUGCUCUUCCUGUUUGUCAUGGCCAUGCUCCUGAGGACCAGCUUCAGCGACCCGGGCGUCCUGCCGCGAGCCCUGCCUGAGGAGGCCACCUUCAUCGAGAUGGAGAUAGAGGCAGCCAAUGGAAACGUCCCUGCGGGCCAACGCCCCCCACCUCGGAUCCGUAACGUCCAGAUCAACAACCAGAUUGUCAAGCUCAAGUAUUGUUACACCUGCAAGAUCUUCAGGCCCCCCCGAGCCUCUCACUGCAGCAUCUGUGACAACUGUGUGGACCGGUUUGACCAUCACUGUCCGUGGGUGGGCAACUGUGUGGGCAAAAGAAACUACCGCUACUUCUACCUGUUCACCCUGUCCCUGUCCCUGCUCACCAUCUACAUCUUUACCUUCGACAUUGUCCAUGUGGUGCUACGCUCAGUGGACUCUGGAUUUGUGAAUACUCUGAAGGAUACACCUGGGACUGUGCUGGAAGUGCUGGUGUGUUUCUUCACCCUGUGGUCAGUGGUGGGACUGACCGGCUUCCACACCUACCUGAUCUCCCUCAACCAGACCACCAAUGAGGACAUCAAAGGCUCGUGGUCGGGGAAGAAUCGAGUGCAGAACCCCUACAGCCACAAGAACAUGAUGAAGAACUGCUGUGAGGUUCUGUGUGGCCCUGCAUACCCCAGUGUCUUGGACAGAAGAGGGCUGAUGCAGGAAGAUCCAUCUGCUCCUCCAGUCCCUGCUGCUGAGGCUGCCACCAAAGGCAGCAACCCAGUCCCACAAACCACAAAAACCACAGCUCCACUCAUCCCCAACGAGCACACUCCUGAUGACACCAAGCCCAGCAUCGCAGAAACCCCUGAGAAGAGCUCUUGCCCCAAGGAGGAGAAGCCACCUACUCCCAAAGUCCCGCCCCUGGCCUCCCCCGAGACUGACGUAGAGACGUCCAUCCCAGUCAAGGACAAGACCCACUAGCUGGGGGAUCCCGUUUCAGCAGUCUUCUCACUUCCUGGUCUGUGGGUCUUAAAGGGAACAUGAAUCAGAAUCUGAGCUGGAUGACGGACAAGCAACCAACUAAUGGUGGACGAGAGACUAUUCUUAUCUGAUUUGACAUGCCACCAGAUGCACAGAGACAGUUCAACAAGCCACUCCCAUCCCUUCUCCCUGACUGCAAGACUUCCAGAUUGACAGUAGCGGUGAGGCCCUCAGUAGAUCUCUCCUGCCCUGAGCAUUGCAUGAAAAACUACUAAUGGAGAAAACUCUUCAAACUACUCCAUAGACGAGACCUCUCCAGGUGCCUGUGACUUAUGGCAACCUAUGGCUUUGCUUGGAUCGUCAGCACGACAGUUUCUUUGUCUUGGUUUUAUAUAUAUAGCUAAGUGACUUUUAUUGUAAAAAAAGCUUGUUCCAACGUAGUCUUUACAGAUGUCUAUUUCUUCCGGGCCUGUCAGUCUUCUAGCAUUAACACUAAUGCGUCAGAUCUCCAAGUCUCCAGUACCUGGUACAGGCCCUAUGCAAUUCAUAGAUGGUCAGAAUAACGAUGGUCGGCAUGGACACUGAGGAUGUUUUGAUUUGUAUGUAAAACGUUCAACAGUAUGUCUAUGUCGUUCACUAUUAGGCAGUGACAUGGUAAAGCAGAAAUAGAAGACCGAUCUCUCAGCUGCUCCUUCCACAAGUGAAACCCUACUGACACUGCUGCAAACGGGCGUUGUUUCAUUGACCCAUCUAUAUCAAGAUGUCCUCUGCUAUCCUACUUCCAUUGUUUUAUAUUCUCAAAGGGAAUGUGCUCUGUGAUGGUUCAGCGGAAACAUUUUGUUUGCAGAAAUUCUACUUUCUGUGUCCAGUAGUAUAUGGAAGCAGAUACUUAGCCAGGGUCCUGGUGUGUAUGAGAGAGAGAGCCUGAUUGCUGUUGAUAGUAGACACUAGUAACAGUGCCUUAUCAAAAAGCUGCACUAUCACAUGCAACUUCACAAAGGUCGACCACAAAGAAGCCCUUAGACUUUAAUUUCAUGAAACCAACUCAGAACUGUAUGCACAGGAGUGUUCAGUGGGAAAUGUCACUUUUUCUACUGUAUCAUUGAGACUUUGAGAAGCAAAAAAAGAAGUCAAGCCAUUGCUGAAGUGUACAUACUGUACGUAGGUGUAGAUAUGGUGAAACAUGUUCCGAUGUCAGGUGGAAAUGGAGGAUGGCAUCCAUGUUGUGGCUAUUUUCCCUUUUUCUUUGAAGGUGGUUUGUGUGGCCACUGUUGAAUAUCUACCUGUAAAGUGGAAUCCUGCCUCUCCAGUUUCUCCUGUCAGACCCCAUCUCCUUCCUAUCUCUACUGCCGUCUGUCCUGUUGCCAACUAUUAAUGAGCAUUUCAUUCAGUCUUUACACUGCCCCCCCCUCCCCACCCUCCUUUACUCGUCUUCUCUUUUUGUCUUUCACUGGGAAAAGGGAUUGGGUGCCCAAGGCUACAUGGUUGCUGGAGCCACGUGUGGCAGUCUCAUUAUGGAGACUGAAGAUGGAGCUGCUUUAGUUUCUCUGCCUUUCACACAUCUGUUCAUUUCACACCAACUGGGGCUCCAAAUGAUUUCAGCUUCUGAGAGGCUGUGAGGCAUCAUGUGCGUCUCUGCAACGCCAACAUCUCAAAGGGACGGGAUUCCAAAGGAGGUUUUUAGAGAGAAUGGCGUUGUGUUAAGCUGAUUGUAUUUGAUGGGGAGAGUGUGUAUUACUCAUUGUGUUGUAUGCAAGGCAGAGGAAUUGUUUGUGCUAUUUACUUGUAUAGAUACUCUAGUAUAAUCACAUUAGGCCCUCUGUUUUGACCCAGAUAAUUUAUUCCGGUAAAUAAAUGCUUCAAUUGAUCUAGUCAAACAAAAUUAAUAACAGAUUAAAGGCAGAGCUUAUGAAUAGAACGGAUAUUGAAUUGAUUUAGUACAUUUUAAGCUUGUUUCCUUUACUUUCACAAUGUUGAUCAUUCUAUUCCCUAAUAAAACCUUGAGAUACUACUAUUGAAAAAAAAUGACUAGUGAAAGAACAUGGAACAUUGGUUUGUAGUAGAAAGUGAAAGAUGAAACCUAAAUCCAUAUUUACUUGCCAACCCAGCAGUUUACACGUGUGAUAUGAGCGCCUCAGAGCAGAGAGCUUCUGUUAGCGAGACAGGACCACAACGUUUGAUCAGGGAGUCAAACUGUUGCCCUGUGAGCUUCUGAGAAGGCAUAUUUGAAUGUUUGUUGUGAGUGUGAAUGCUUUUUGAAGAACUGUAAUUUCCGUUUUGGCCAAAGGCUUCCAGUUUAUUUUGAAGAUGCAAUUAUGGUAGAAUUCAAUCCUCCUUUUUAGUGGAAGUUGAUGGGGUCAUCCAGAAGAGUACUCGGCUGUGCAGUUUUAAAUAUGUUCUUGUAUGUUUCCUAGUGUUGCAUUGUCAUCAAUAGAACGUAUGAUUGUUAUUGAUGUGUGACCAUCUUAUUAAAUAGGGAUUGUACUUGAGACAUUUAACCAGUCAUUUAACUGGUUGAACAAGUGCGGUUUUAAAUAUUCAGGAAUUUGAAAUCUGGCACCAAAUUAUAAUGACAAAUAAUUAAACAAGAUAAAAUGACUCGGUGUGAGGUAAAUAUUUGUAUGUUUUUUUACGUGAAAAGUACCUGAGGUCAGAUUGGAAUCUAAUGACCUAAUAUUCCAGUACAUAAUGUAAACCAGAUAGUUAUCAUACCACUGAUGGAAUAAUAUUUAUGUUCACUUUGUUUAGUAAUGACACUGUGAUUAUGUAUAUUUCAUCCGAUUUCCCCCACUUCUUUUUACAUUAUUGAUUGAUGUGGUAAAUAAACUAUUGUCUUAUUA